Messenger RNA from Pistacia vera, 513 nucleotides. Its product is annotated as TMV resistance protein N-like. Gene Ontology annotation, biological process: signal transduction. Lineage: Eukaryota; Viridiplantae; Streptophyta; Magnoliopsida; Sapindales; Anacardiaceae. The transcript has 3 exons. The record is from RefSeq and is a predicted model, not a curated record. The coding region runs from base 1 to 513 and encodes 170 amino acids.
AUGGCUUUGAACAACAAUGAAGGAGCCUCUUCGUCUUCUUCUUCUUCUUCUUCUCGUCCCUGGUGGAAAUACGAUGUUUUUGUUAGUUUCAGAGGAGAAGACACUCGAAAGAACUUCACUGAUCAUUUAUGCAGAGCUUUGGACGAAAAGGGUAUGAUCGUUUUUAGAGAUGAUGACAAGCUUGAGAGAGGCAAACCCAUUUCGCCAGAGCUCGUUAAAGCCAUUGAAGAAUCAAGAUUUCCGUGUUGUUUUUUCGAGAAACUAUGCGACGUCGUCCUGGGGCAGCUUUGGGGAGGCCUUCAUAAGCAUGAAGAAGCUAAUUUUGGAGCUGAGAAGUUGCAGAAAUGGAGAGAUGCUUUGACUGAUGUGGCUAAUUUAUCUGGUUGGCAUUUGCAGGACAGGCAUGAGCAACAUUAUCCAGAGAUUGUUGAAGAUAUAAGGACUAAGUUGAGGCACUCAUUCUCAUAUGUUGCUAAGGGCUUGGUUGGAAUAGAUUCACGUUUGCAAGAAUGA